AGUACCAUCCAGGACGAGAGACCCGCUGUGUUAUCCCAAUUAUAGUACCCUACGAUAAAAUAACGAUACUGCUUUAUUUUCGAACAUUUCCACUGGUAGUACUUAUCUCAAGCAGCGAAGAUGAAGAAAAGGAAGCCGAACUAGUAGUGUUGUAGUAGUACUUUCACUUUUUUUUGUUCAACAUCCGUCCCCCACGAAAAUCAGUUAGUACACUAUUAAAAUCACCCAGUGACAUCAGUGUUCCCGUAAUUAUAUGUUGCGCCAGCUACAACUGAAGUUCAUUAUGUGCUGACGCUAUAGGUGGCAGUGGCACACAAACGACUGCUGGUAGCUGCACCUAAGGGAACAUCUUCUGAAAUAAAAAUCAUCAUCCAUUCAUAGUUUUGCAGGACAAACAAAAUGCGUGGUACUUAUGUAUUAAGAGCUACUUGAUGCAGCUUCUACAACACUGUGGCUGUGUAAAUCAGUUUAGAUUUUUUGGGAGGACAACAUCUAUCUACAGUUGAACUAGAAGAUCAUACAGCUCAAAACAUGACGAUCGACCCGAACAACCGCAAGAGGGCUCGCGCCACCCGCGGAAACCCGAACUUUAACACGACGGACCAUUUUCAGUUGCAGCAACAGCAAAACAGCGGCAUGGUGACCAGCAACAACAAUUUUGUUCAAGACGAUCCACAUUCAAACAACGCGAACGAGCGGAACUGGCACGAGGAAGUCCAGGCGUCGGACGGAAACUGUUUGUACCGAUCUGUUUCCGACCAGAUGUACGGCACACCGGAGUUUCACGAAAUGGUUCGUAUCAUGAGGAAAAAGCUCUCCUCCCCGUACUCGGAACGGGAAUUUGUAAUGCUGGUUUGUGACCACAAAUCAGCUCUGUCUUGCGUAUGGGACGAAUGGGAGCCAUUGGCAGCAUUCCACAGCCAAUCUGUCAUGCGCUUUUGCUUACUGCAAAGCUGUCUGCCAUGCCUAACUGCUAGCCUUCUGCCUACCCAGUCAGGCGUAGAAAAUGCCUCCAAGCAUUUCCUGCAAGACAACGCUGAUUUGCGUAGAGAAAUCCAGCAACAGAAAUUUUCUGUUUUGUAUGGGGUGGGGGCUUUUUCCACUUCGAUAGUUCGGAAAAAGUGUUUCGAGUACAUGCGGCUGGAAAGGGCGCAUUAUCCUCCGCAAAAACAUUCUUACCCCAGAGUUGUCGUGCAAAUCUGCAUGCCUAAAAUGGUUCUCAUGCGCAGGCCCAUGAGGAGCGUUUUCUAGUCGUGUUUUGCAAUUUGUCAUGUUCGAAUCACCACGAUAUUCUAGAUCUGUGAUGCUGCUGAACUAGCUAAACAGGAUCACAAUACGACGCCAAACUUGUCAUGCGCAACUAUCAAAGCUGGUAGAUUUGUGUAGCAGAUUUUUCAACUUGACUCUGGGGUGUGGACGUUUUUACUCAGGAUACGCAUUUUCAGAACUUCCUGAACGUGUACGAGGACGGCGACUUUGAUUCUUAUGUGGACCGGAAGCAGCAACUGGGAGUCUGGGCGGACGACAUGGAGAUCCAGUGUCUGAGCGAGAUCUACGAUAGCGGCGUGGAGAUUUACGACCCAGACGGGAAUUUGCAGAAAACCUAUCAAAAGGAAAAAUCCCCCCUCCCCCUAUCGAAAACGAAAUUUGUGAUGCUGUAUUUGAGUUGACACAAUUCGAUUUGUAUUGCUAGAAGGCCAGGAGACGCAGCUGCUCCCGCGUUUGCAGGCAAGUUUUCAUGCUGUUUCCCGUUUCAAGUUCGUUCCUGUCAUGCUGAAGACGCAAGGCUUUCCUACGCCAGCCAGCACUGCAGUCCGCAUCUCUACAUCUCUUCUAGCAUGACAGCGUUACAACUUGUGAUCACAAAUCACGCUACACAAAUCUCGCUUGGAGUAUGGGGUGGGGGCUUUUUUCCUUUUGAUAAAACCUUCCACGAGCACUCCGGAAUGAGCAGCGCGAAAGGGCCGAUAAAUGCUGGCGGUUCACCUUUCGUACAUCAACCAGGUGGAGGUAGCACAACUAUAAGUACAGCUGUGAACCCGAAUUUCUCCAAUUCAAACUUCAAUCCGAUGCAGGAAAUAGAGGACGAUUUAGCAGCGCAAUCCGCCUGGUCACACGCAGUAUCCGCGGUGGGUGGAUCUGGUGCGGCGAAUGUUGUGAACAAUAGCGGAGGUGGUAGCGCGAGCUCAAGUAGCAGUUCGAACAACAAUCCGCAGAACAAUAAUUACGCGGCCAACUACAAUAAUAACCCCCUGCUCUUCAUGCAGCAACAGCAAAAUGUAAAUUUCGCUUCCUACCCCCCAGCAUCAGCAGCUGGUAGUGCAACUAGCUUCAGUCGAGCUGCGCACCAGCAUCCGCAACGACAAGCACAGGCAGAUAGGAAGAAGUCGAAGCAGGAGGAUGAGGAUAGCUUCGACUUUCACAGAUUAAAUUACACGGUCAUCCGCUUGACCUACCGGGGGCAAUCCCACUACAACAGCCUCCGCGACAUGAACACCUGGAACGCUCGCGCUCCGCAGAUCGGGAAAGUUCGGACCCGUUUUUUGAAAAAAACCAACUCGCCCGAACACAGCAUCAGCUGGCGGCUGGAAGACGCGGGGUCCGUGGAGGAUUUCGCAAUACAAAUUCGGAAGGAGCAGCACUUACGCGCGAAGGAAGCGAUGAGGAGGCAGCGGGAGUUGGAACAAAUGGCGCACCAGGGCGGCUUGCAAGCGGGCACCAGUCGUGCAGCGAAUCCCUCUACUACUACAACCUCCGCUUCGAACCUUCUACAAAUGAAUGCUUCUCCGUUGACGACGAACGCACCGAGCACCGCUGCCGGUCAGGACCCUUUGCUGCUUCAGCAACGGCAGGCGAACGAGGCGAAUUUCAAGCUCGAGUCCGAGUUCAUGCAAAAGGCGCAACAGGAAUCCCUGGAGCAACUGCAGAAACAGGAGGAGAUGGUAUCAGGAGGAAAAAUCCCGCCUUCCCAUAUCGGAACGAAGUUUCUGAUGCUGGAUUUGCGUACACAAGUCAGCUGUGUCUUGCAGUGAAGGUCUACAGGCCCAUAUCACGCCUGAGUAGAGAGGAGCUGGUCUAGGCGUUUAGCAUGAGAAACGUCUAUUCUGUAGGCCCACCAGCAUCACAGACCGCCGGCAUAAUGCGGCGGAGUCUGUGGGGUUGCCUUCUUGCAAGACAGACGCGAUUUGUGGCCACGAAUCCGCGUUACAAAUUUUCUGAGGCGUGCUGUUCGAUAUGGGGAGGGGGGAUUUUUCCCCGCGAUAGAUGGAGCUCAAGAAGGCACUGAUGGCGAGUCUGGACAACAGCACCUCUUUAUUACAGUGAAAAAUGCCCCCACCCCCAAAGUUGCAAUAAUUUGUGAUGCGAAGUUUCCAAGUGAAAACUUUUUGUCAUGCAUGAAAGGAGUAUGAAUCUUUCUGAUGCAGAGUCUAGCCGUGUAUCGCAUCGCUUGCAUCACAAGCGCUUCGCUUGCUGGGAUUUUUUGCAAUGCAAAUUCUCGCUAUUCACGACUGGCAAUCUGUGAUGCUGAUAGAUGCAAGAGGUCGAGUGUUUCAUUUGGAAAGGUUUGCAAUACAAAUGCUCCCAAGUUCGGGGAUGGGGGCAGUUUUCAUUGCAAUACCCUUUCAUCCCAACUGCUGUAACAUCUUCCAUGUCUACUACCAGCGCGGACGCGCCAGCGGCGGGGAUAAAUCUGCAGCUUCAGCAGCAACAUAUGGAUUGCAAAAGUCUCGUACUAGUAGUAGUUAUCGCAAUACAUCAAAUUUUCAUCUCAGCACGCCAGAGCAGGGAAUCUGUAAUGCUGUUUUAGCUUAGGAAGGCGAUAAUUUGUCAUGCAUGUCUUCAAUUAGAAUUACUACGAGUGUGGUACUUUUGCAAUGCAUACCACAGACGCUGCAGCAACCUUCCUCCUCUGCUUCCACCGACGAUGAGGCGCUGUUUAUUGUGAGGAAAAAUCUCCCCUCUCCAUAUCGAAAAGGAAAUUUGUGAUGCUGAUUUGUGACCACAAAUCAGCCUUGUCGUGCGUACAAGGCAAACGGCACACAUCUGGCGCAUUGUGCAACCAGUCUGUCAUGCGUUUUCGCCAAUGUUAGACUUGUUUCUCAUGCGCAGCUGCUAGCCGGAUGCGUAGUACCCAAAAAGGCUUAGAGUAUGCCAAAAAGUUCUUGCUGCAAUACAAAGUUCAUUUGUGUACACAAAUCCAGCAACACAAACUGUCUUUUGGGUAUGGGGUGGGGGCGUUUUUCAUUGUAAUACUGUUGCAGGAGGCACUGCUACUGUCGAUGGGCGUAAAAAGUAACGCAGGAUCUACAACUGCAACGAACGCAGAACAGGGAAAGACGGCUGCCGCGCCACCGAGCGGGAAGGAGCCGGUGUCGGAAGCAACAUCUUCGGCGGGAACAAGCACGGGAAUAAAUACGCAUGCUGGUGGUUUAUCUUCUGCAUCUGCAUCACAAGUAGAUCCCAACAAGCAAGUCCCCGACGCGGUCAUCCAGUGCAUGUCCAUGGGCGUUCCGCUGGAGAAGGCAUGGAAGGCGUACGAGUUUGCAGGGCCGGAUUUGGAUGAAAUGAUUCUGUUUAUCACGAAUCUGGGAUGA
Molecule: messenger RNA, 4595 nt
Organism: Amoebophrya sp. A120
Lineage: Eukaryota; Dinophyceae; Syndiniales; Amoebophryaceae
Source: the annotation of a GenBank genome assembly